This is a messenger RNA of Equus quagga, 933 nucleotides long. Its product is annotated as vomeronasal type-1 receptor 90-like. The transcript has a single exon. Gene Ontology annotation, biological process: G protein-coupled receptor signaling pathway. Gene Ontology annotation, cellular component: membrane. Gene Ontology annotation, molecular function: pheromone receptor activity. The coding region runs from base 1 to 933 and encodes 310 amino acids. The record is from RefSeq and is a predicted model, not a curated record. Lineage: Eukaryota; Metazoa; Chordata; Mammalia; Perissodactyla; Equidae.
AUGGAUAAAAAUAACAAGCUUUCCAGUUUCAUUGACAUAAGGAAUAUCUCUUUCUUCGAAGUUGGAAUUGGAAUCACAGCCAAUACCACCUUUGUUUUCUUCCACAUCCACACCUUCCUUCUCAAGCACAGACUCAAGCCCACUGACCUACUCAAUGGUAACUUGGCCCUAAUCCACAUAGUCAUGCUGCUAACCAUGGGGUUCAUGGCUACAGACAUCUUUGGGUCUCAGAAAAUUUGGGAUGACAUCAAAUGUAAAUCAGUUAUCUCACUGUACAAGUUGAUGAGAGGCCUGUCCAUUUGUACUACGUGCCUACUGAGUGUCACCCAGGCCAUCACCCUGAGCUCCAGAAGCUCCUGUUUGGCAAAGUUAAAACAUAAAUCAUCACAUCACAACCUGUAUUGUAUUCCCAUUCUAUGGAUCUUUAAUAUGACCAUAAGUGGUUACUUCUUAAUAUCUGUCAUUGCCACCCCCAAUGUGACUGCCCUCCAUCUUCUAUUUGUCACUGAAUCCUGCUCACUUUCGCCUAUGAGUUACUUCCUUGGGUACAUAUGUUUUGCACUGGCGACAUUCCAGGAUGUCUUCCUGAUGGGGCUCACGGCCCUCUCCAGUGGGUACAUGGUGGUUCUCUUGUACGGUCAUAAGAGGCAGUCCCAGCAUCUUCACAGCACCAAUCUUUCUCCAAAAGCAUCCCCAGAAGAAAGGGCCACCCACACCAUUCUGUUGCUCAUGAGUUUCUUUGUGGUCACUUACUUUUGGGACUGCAUUUUUUCCUCCUCCUCAACAAUGAUGUGGAACAAUGAUCCUGUGCAUUUGUGUCUCCAGAUGCUUCUGGGAAAUGGCUAUGCCACCAUCAGUCCUUUGGUAUUAAUCAAUAGGAAAAAACCCCAAAUAAUCAGGGUCUUAAAAUCCACAUGGGUGGAACAACAAUAA